Messenger RNA from Asparagus officinalis (garden asparagus), 2947 nucleotides. RefSeq names its product beta-galactosidase-like. Bases 147 to 2624 code for a protein of 825 amino acids. NCBI's taxonomy places the organism in Eukaryota, Viridiplantae, Streptophyta, Magnoliopsida, Asparagales, Asparagaceae. Gene Ontology annotation, molecular function: beta-galactosidase activity; carbohydrate binding. Gene Ontology annotation, biological process: carbohydrate metabolic process. The transcript is spliced from 19 exons. The record is from RefSeq and is a predicted model, not a curated record. Gene Ontology annotation, cellular component: vacuole; cell wall.
GUCCUCUUGCUACAAUAAUAACUGCUACAGUUGUACAAUACAACAAGAAAGAGGGAUUACAAAAAGAGAGCCAAAACCCUGCUCUUAAUUUCAAACGAAUCCUCCACUGUUCCCUUCACCCUCUCUCUCUCUCUCUCUCCUUGGCAAUGGCUCUCAAGUUAGUGCUACUAGCAGUGGCUCUGCUGGCGGUGUGGUCACCACCCCCGGUGACCGCAACCGUCACCUACGACCACGGGUCCUUCGUCAUCAACGGGCGGAGAAAAAUCCUCAUCUCUGGCUCCAUUCACUACCCCAGGAGCACUCCUGAGAUGUGGCCUGACCUCAUACAGAAGGCUAAAGAUGGAGGCUUGGAUGUAAUUCAGACCUAUGUGUUUUGGAAUGGGCAUGAGCCUUCUCCUGGCCAAUAUUAUUUUGGUGGAAGAUAUGACCUUGUUCGGUUCCUCAAGCUUGUGAAGCAAGCCGGCCUCUAUGCUCACCUCCGCAUUGGGCCUUACGUUUGCGCUGAGUGGAAUUUUGGGGGUUUCCCAGUUUGGUUAAAAUAUGUUCCUGGGAUCAGUUUCAGAACUGACAAUGGCCCUUUCAAGGCUGCAAUGGGGAAGUUUACAGCAAUGAUUGUAUCAAUGAUGAAAGCUGAAGGUCUUUAUGAAUCACAAGGUGGUCCUAUUAUCCUCUCUCAGAUUGAGAAUGAGUAUGGGCCAUUGGAGAGCUACAAUGGAGCCUCAGGGAAAUCAUACUCCUAUUGGGCUGCGAAAAUGGCGGUCGGACUCAAGACUGGAGUCCCAUGGGUUAUGUGCAAGCAAGAUGAUGCUCCAGAUCCAGUUAUUAACUCAUGCAAUGGUUUUUACUGCGAUAAUUUCUCACCAAAUAAGCCUUACAAGCCCAAGAUGUGGACUGAGGCUUGGAGUGGCUGGUUCACUGGUUUUGGUGGUCCAGUCCCUCAUAGACCCGCAGAGGACUUAGCCUUCGCAGUUGCAAGGUUUGUACAGAAAGGUGGAUCUUUCAUUAACUACUAUAUGUACCAUGGAGGAACUAACUUUGGCCGGACAGCUGGUGGUCCUUUCAUCACAACUAGCUAUGACUAUGAUGCUCCAAUUGAUGAAUAUGGUCUACUGAGGCAACCGAAAUGGGGCCAUUUGAGAGACCUGCACAAAGCAAUCAAACUAUGUGAACCAGCUCUGGUUUAUGGCAAUCCAACAGUAACAGCGCUCGGACAUUAUCAAGAGUCUCAUGUCUACAGGUCAAAAUCAUCUUGUGCAGCAUUUCUUGCCAACUUUGAUUCACAAUCUUAUGCAACGGUUGCUUUCAAUGGAAUGCACUACAAUCUUCCUCCUUGGUCCGUUAGCAUCCUUCCUAAUUGUAAAACUACAGUUUUUAACACUGCAAGGGUAGGAUCUCAGUCUGCAACUAUGAAAAUGCAAAGGCUUGGAGGGUUUUCUUGGAAGGCAUACACUGAAAAUACCGAGUCCCUUAGCGAUAAGACAUUCACAAAGGUUGGAUUGUUGGAGCAGUUAAAUACAACAUGGGAUAAUUCGGAUUAUUUGUGGUACACAACAUAUGUCGACAUAGCCAAAGAUGAAGAAUUCCUAAAGAGUGGGCGAUAUCCUUAUCUGACAGUGAUGUCAGCUGGUCAUUCUUUGCACGUGUUCAUCAAUGGGCGAUGGAGCGGGUCGGCACAUGGGGAACUGGAAAAUCCCAAACUGACAUAUACCGGGAAUGCAGAGUUGUGGGAAGGCAGUAAUAAGAUUUCUAUCUUGAGUGUAUCUUGUGGGCUACCGAACGUAGGAAACCAUUUCGAAACUUGGAACACAGGGGUGCUUGGCCCAGUGACGCUAACUGGCCUUAACAAGGGAAAAAGAGAUCUUUCAUGGCAAAAAUGGACUUACCAGAUUGGUUUGCACGGAGAGAAUUUGAAUCUUCAUUCUCUCACUGGAAGUUCCAAUGUCGAGUGGGGAGAAGCAUCUCAAAAGCAGCCAUUAACCUGGUAUAAGACUUUCUUCAAUGCACCAGAAGGGAACGAACCGUUGGCUUUAGAUAUGGGUAGCAUGGGAAAGGGCCAAGUUUGGAUAAAUGGACAGAGUAUCGGUAGAUACUGGCCUGCAUAUAAAGCAUCCGGCUCUUGUGGUGCUUGUGAUUACCGUGGACCCUAUAGUCAUAAUAAGUGCCAAACUAAUUGCGGGGAGGCCUCUCAACAAUGGUAUCAUGUUCCUCGUUCUUGGUUGAGUCCAACGGGGAAUUUUUUGGUUGUGUUGGAAGAAUGGGGAGGUGACCCGAGUGGGAUAUCAAUGGUGAAAAGGUCGGUAGGGAGUGUUUGUGCCAAAGUUGAGGAGUGGCAACCAACAAUGGAGAAUUGGUAUACCAAAGCAUAUGGUAGACCAAAGGUUCAUUUAUCUUGCGAUCGAGGCCAAAAGAUUACUAACAUAAAGUUUGCUAGCUUUGGAACUCCUCAAGGCACUUGUGGGAGCUUCUCGGAGGGUAGAUGUCAUGCACACAAAUCUUAUGAUGCUUUUGAGGAGAAUUGUGUAGGUAAACAAUUUUGCUCGGUAGUUGUUCUUCCUGAAGUCUUUGGAGGAGAUCCUUGCCCGGGAACUAUGAAGAAGAUUGCAGUCGAGGCCGUAUGUGAAUGAUCACUGGCGGUGAUCCACAUACUAUUGGUUGGUAUACAUGUACAUCUCAAUAACACAGUUUAACUUAUGCCUCAAUUAGAAACAAAAACAUUUCCAAAAUUUUUAAGUUAUCAGUGUACAGAGUGGCUGAUAUAAGAAAAAAUGGAGGGGGAAACAUGAGGUAAAGUUUAAAUUGGUUCUUCAUACAUUGUAAUAUCAUUUAUAUGUUGCAUAUGAACAAUUGGAAUGUGUAAGGCUUGAUAUCGGUUUGUUUUAUAUUCUUGUAAGAUACGUAAAUCGUUAUGUCAUAUAUGUAAUAAACUUUUGUGGUUAUCUUUUCUCAA